UGCUGCGCGCUGCGGGUCGCGUCGGAAGGCUGCCGCCACGACACUCCCUCCCGGAGCUCGGCUUUGAUCGGGCUCAAGCCUUCCCCCCCUCCCCGGAACCCAAGCCUCCGCGGCUGUCACCGUUUAAAGUUGAGGUUUGGUCCAAUAUGGCGGCAGACGGAUGGAAAUACUGAUGACAGUCCGAAAGAUCGCCUCGAUUUGUACGAUGGGCGCCAAUGCCUCUGCUCUGGAGAAAGAGAUUGGACCGGAACAGUUUCCUGUGAACGAACACUACUUUGGGCUGGUCAAUUUUGGGAACACAUGCUACUGCAAUUCAGUGCUGCAGGCGUUGUAUUUCUGCCGGCCGUUCCGGGAGAAGGUGCUGGCCUACAAGGCCCAGCCGCGGCGGAAGGAGAGCCUGCUCACUUGCCUGGCUGACCUGUUCAACAGCAUUGCUACUCAGAAGAAGAAGGUGGGCGUGAUCCCACCCAAGAAGUUCAUCUCCAGGCUGAGGAAGGAGAACGAGCUUUUCGACAACUACAUGCAGCAGGACGCCCAUGAAUUCCUUAACUAUCUACUGAACACCAUCGCUGACCUGCUGCAGGAGGAGCGGGGCCAGGAGCGGCAGCAGAAUGGCCGGCUAGUGCAGAAUGGCGGCGGGCCGGCAGGGCCCACCGCUACAGAGGGGGAGGAUGUCCAUAAGGCGCCGCAGCAGACCUGGGUCCACGAGAUCUUUCAGGGCACGCUGACCAAUGAGACGCGUUGUCUCAACUGUGAGGCGGUCAGCAGCAAGGAUGAGGAUUUCCUGGACCUGUCGGUUGAUGUGGAGCAGAACACGUCCAUCACACACUGCCUCAGGGGGUUCAGCGACACAGAGACGCUGUGCAGCGAGUACAAAUACUACUGUGAGCAGUGUCGCAGCAAACAGGAGGCGCAGAAGAGGAUGAGGGUGAAGAAGCUGCCCAUGAUCUUGGCCCUGCACCUGAAGCGCUUCAAAUACAUGGAACAGCUGCACCGCUACACCAAGCUGUCGUACCGCGUGGUCUUCCCACUGGAGCUCCGUCUCUUCAACACCUCCGGCGACGCCACCAACCCAGACCGCAUGUACGACCUGGUAGCCGUGGUGGUGCACUGUGGCAGCGGGCCGAAUCGAGGGCACUACAUCACCAUCGUGAAGAGUCACGGCUUCUGGCUGCUGUUUGAUGACGACAUUGUGGAGAAGAUCGACGCCCAAGCAAUUGAAGAGUUCUAUGGCCUGACGUCGGACAUCUCCAAGAAUUCAGAAUCGGGAUACAUUCUUUUCUACCAGUCCAGAGACUGAGCCGCUGGAAAUGUCCGAGGGGACUGUCACACGGGCGAGGCGGCGUUCGAGUCGCACAGACCCCUUCCAUUAAGGCUUUCUCUUGUUUUUCCUUUUUUUUUUGUGGCACACCACACUGGAGCGAACGGCGGACCCUCAGGCAGAAGCAAACGAUGGCCGACCCAACAUGGAGCAGUGGCUUUCCUCAAUUGUUGCCUCUGUUCAUCUUGGGGGGAGGGGGGAUUGUGGAAAGGGCUGCCUCGUGUAACCAUCUUGGAAAUAAGGGGGGGGAGGGUUAAAUGGACAGCCAUGUUUAUUGUGGGCAAUGGUGCAACCCGGUGGUAGCUUGACCUCUGAAUGGCCGUGGGAGAUGCAAACCUUUUAUCAGUUAUCAGCGGUAAUAUGGUUAUAUUUAAGGAGAACGACGUCCAUGUACAUGCUGGCAUUCGUAUGUGCAUAUGUAUAUGCGCACGCAUUCAGAUAUGCAUGCUUGCAUACUUACACACAUAUGUCUGCUUUUGUCUGUUGUUACUAAGGUAACCAAGACAUCUAAGGGGUGUCUAAUGCUCUCUUGAUAUUGUCCCUGCCUGGGUGGCGACAGCCACACUGGAUGCCGCCUUACCGGGCCUCCCUGUCCCGUGCGUCUUGUGCCCCCACUUUGCUGUGGCUGUGGACUCCCCCAACUCGCAGCGGCGCUCUUGGUUGGGAGGCAGAGUCAUGCGGUUUGCGGUGCUGUUGUAGGUGGAGGGGUGCAGCGGGGAUUGGAAACGCUUGCAAAUCUGGCAGAAGCUUCAGGGCUUCAUGAGUGUGAAACAGUCCGGGUCAGCAGUGACUGUUCCGCUUUCUUCGCCUACCGCUCCCCCGCCUGCAUUUCUAAGCCCCGCCACCAGGGGGUGCUCUGCUUUAUUCUGUGACACACAUACUUACACAAGCCAGGUUUGUCCAAGUUGUAUUUCCUGAGUUGAUGGAAUGCUGCUGCUGCUGUUUGUAAGGUUUGUUUUCCUGAAUUUGUAAUAAGUUAUGCUAGCCCUGUCUAAUAUCUUAAAAAUGAAUAACAUUUACAUGCACCUACUGGGUACAUGGUGACUCUUAGGUUGUCCUUUGUAAUGCUUUGCUUUCCUAUUUAAUUAUUAACUUCCUCCUUUGCAGUGAGGUGUCAGUGAAUCGGUCAGUGAGUGUGUGUGUGUGUGAGUAUCAUACCCCGUGUCUGCCGUUGCCGUGUGCAGCUUAAGGCCACAUCUGGUCCAUAAAAGCCGCCAAGUCCCUCCCUCUCAAGUGGAUUCGGAAAUGGAUUGUGACGGUGCAACCAAGCGAUCGCCCUGCGUUCAUUAAAAAUAACCUCUGGAGUGGACCGGGUCGGCGCCCAACCCGUGAGAUAUACCACAUUCUUAGAAGUAUGCUUUUCAUUGGGGGGGGGGGGGAAUACAUGGGCGAUACGCAGGGUUUCCCUUGCCAGGGCUAAAGGGCAGAAGCGCACCCAGAGCAUCUCCAAUAAACACUGUAGUUUCUACCCA
Brienomyrus brachyistius is the source of this 2793-nucleotide messenger RNA. Its product is annotated as ubiquitin carboxyl-terminal hydrolase 12. NCBI's taxonomy places the organism in Eukaryota, Metazoa, Chordata, Actinopteri, Osteoglossiformes, Mormyridae. Gene Ontology annotation, cellular component: cytosol; nucleus. Gene Ontology annotation, molecular function: cysteine-type endopeptidase activity; cysteine-type deubiquitinase activity. The transcript is spliced from 9 exons. Gene Ontology annotation, biological process: protein deubiquitination. The record is from RefSeq and is a predicted model, not a curated record. The coding region runs from base 161 to 1300 and encodes 379 amino acids.